Dermacentor silvarum is the source of this 997-nucleotide messenger RNA. Its product is annotated as mucin-6-like. The coding region runs from base 75 to 749 and encodes 224 amino acids. The record is from RefSeq and is a predicted model, not a curated record. The transcript is spliced from 3 exons. NCBI's taxonomy places the organism in Eukaryota, Metazoa, Arthropoda, Arachnida, Ixodida, Ixodidae.
CGGCAGCAUGGUCUUGUACAACUUUUAAGAAACGCCUAACUCUACAUUUCUGAGUGUACAUCACGGACAGACCGAUGCAUCUUACUCUCGUCGUUACUGCGAGCCUUUGGUUCGCGCUGGUAAGCAGCCAAGCUAAUCCCCAGUCAUCGCCAUGUGGCUGCCUAGAAGAGCCAGCAAGUGGCAGUAACCGGAAAGAGAAAUUCUGCAGACCUCAUCUGACGCCCCUUUCUGAGCUAAAGAAACCGCGCAACUGUAUCUGCAGACCAGGCCUUGUGCGGAAUGCCUGGGGCGACUGCAUCACCAAGCACGAGUGCUUGCACUGCAAGUGCUUCCGCGACAAAGAUUUCAACGUGUGCGCGAGAAAGUGUCCCUUGCUCUGCAACCAGCCAAUGCGUGCUUCGUGUUCUCAGAAGUGCGUCUUAGGCUGUGACUGUCCUCCUGGUUCCGUACGAGACCCCAGCACGAAGAAAAACUGGUGCGUCAAGAGUACGAAGUGUGCUCCGAUAUGCCCUCCACAAUCGAGGUUUGAGCCCUGCGUGUCAACCUGCGCACCCAAGUGCGGCAAAAGGCAACCCAGUAUCUGCGCCACACGUUGCCAACGGGGUGGUUGCGUUUGCUUAGAGGGUUACGCUGAGGCUGAGCGAGCUGGGGAGAUAAUCUGCGUGCCCCUGCAGGAGUGUUACAGAUACACGGGAGUUGCGACGUCGACCCCCUCUAGCGUACAUGGACACAUCGAGGGGCGGCAUUAGCACAGCAGGGACCGCAUUGCUCCCAGGCCUCGUUGUAGGACGACCAGGGGGCACAGCCUUACCUGGUGUCGUCGGAAGUGGACCGGGUGGUAUCUCAGUAGACACAGAGGGAGGAUCAUCUAGGGGUACUUAUGGGGUAGCAGGAGUCGGUGGUGGCCUAGUCACAGAAGGUACGGGCUCACCGGAUUCCGUAGAAUCUGGAGAGACUGGAGCCGGAACAAACCCAGAGGAUAUACCCUCGUACGAUA